UGCUAACAAGGUUCAAAUGAUAUCUUAGCUGCAUGGUAUUUUUUACGAAAGAUAACGGAAGAUUUACUUACUCGUUCUUUUCUUUUCAUCACGUUUCCUUCUGCGAAUCUGCAUCCAGGGAAAAAUACAGAUGCCUUGAUAUUGCGCUUGGCUCGGUGAUGAAGAUCUGACAUGUUCGGCGGUUUCCGCUCUGACUUCUGUAGCAUAGUUACCAGACUGGUAAGGUUCGAAAUUCGAGAGAUAGAUUCUAAAUUUGACAAACCAGAAUUCGCACAUUCCGUCGGGAGGGUUGUCGGUUGCCAAGCCUCCGGUCACAAGACUCCUGCAUUGAUGUAAGCUUUUGGAGAAUGCACGCGCUCUGAGUUCCAAAUUUGGGAUAAGGCCCCUAAAUGACCAAUGAGACAUUCUCUGGAGCACGUGCGGGGUGCCCGCUGCUGUACUUUGGCGGGAAAGUUCAGAGUGCGCGGAGUUAACACUCAUAACUACCUUGAGAUCCUGUACAACCUGUCAGUAUCGCUGAACACCAUCAAAAACACAAUCAUCAGAAGUUUUCUCUCUGAUACAGCAAAGCUUUAAGGAUUCAAUGAUGGAUUUGUGUGUCCGAAUUUUGAACGACUGUGAUGCUAUAAAUGCAGCCAGACGUCUUUUAUACGAGGUGUAUAUUAGUGAGAUGGGAUGGGAUUUUCGUGGUGAUUGUCCGACAGGUUUUCGUAUCGAUAAAGACGACCAAAACAAACCCAUCCUCUGCGAUGCUUUUGACGACUCAUCCGUUUGGUUUGGAGCGUACAAACAAGAUUGUUUGGUCGGAGUCACUCGUGCAGUCCAACGAAACAACUCAUUAGGAAAGCUUGAUCUCGAACUGUACCCAGCCAGCCAAUUACCGUCCAUGAAGAGAAUUCUCCGCUCAAAGGCCAACCAACAGUUAGUGGAGGUGCAACGAGGAGCAGUAGCAAAGGACCACAGAGACACACAACCAAGCAUAAUACAGUUGCUUCUUCAUUCCGCUUUUAGCUACGCGCUAGAGAAAGGACUCAAUGUUGUUUGCCCAACAGUAUUCCCCGUAUUAGAAACAUUAUUCAGCCGAGCUGGAAUGCGGUUGGUGGAGAGGACGUUUACAUACGGAGAGGGCUGUGAUGAAUGGCCCACCUUUAUCUUCUAUUGCUCUUCAGACGACAUGGCUCAAGUUGUAAACAAACUAAAGACAGCUGCAAAAAAAAGAAAGGCAAGCGUUUCAAAAGAAAGAGGGCACGCCAAGCGAGGAAGGUUUCUUGUGGUGUAACCUCUUCGUUGACAAAUCACUGGCUUUUGUUUAAAAGGUUAUGUUAUCUUUUUUUUUUCAAUCAAUUACAAAGGUGUCGUGUAAAUAUUAAAAAAAAAGUCAAUUUUAAGCCAAUGAAAUAAAUUUACAACCUGAAUAUCACCAGAAAAUUUAUCAGGGUGGUGAUUGGUUUUUUAAAUUAAUUUUUUUUGUUUUUGCUUGAGUGUCAAUUCGGUGCGUAAAUUGUUAUAAAGUAAUAUAAAUGAAUUGGAAUAAAAUGUCGUUUUGGAGAACAUUGCGAGCGGCAACAAGCUUCUGUUACUUAUGAUGGAACACGAUGUCAGAAUAGUUAUGGUUUUGGUGUAAACUCGAUUUCUAAUAAAUUAUUUUCCAUGUUAGGGUAUAAUAUUCCCGAAAGUUCUCUUGGCGACCCUCUUGAGAAAAAAACAAACACCACGCAUAUUUUUGUCGAUUAUAUUCACCUAACUUCUCUUUUCAUUGGGGGAAAUAUGUUAGAAUGAAAAAAACAAGCAAACAAACAAACCAAAAACACACAAAA
Messenger RNA from Stylophora pistillata, 1817 nucleotides. RefSeq lists its product as uncharacterized. The record is from RefSeq and is a predicted model, not a curated record. Lineage: Eukaryota; Metazoa; Cnidaria; Anthozoa; Scleractinia; Pocilloporidae.